This is a messenger RNA of Dufourea novaeangliae, 2337 nucleotides long. Its product is annotated as probable cytosolic oligopeptidase A. The coding region runs from base 100 to 2337 and encodes 745 amino acids. Gene Ontology annotation, molecular function: metalloendopeptidase activity. The transcript has 11 exons. Gene Ontology annotation, biological process: proteolysis; peptide metabolic process. The record is from RefSeq and is a predicted model, not a curated record. NCBI's taxonomy places the organism in Eukaryota, Metazoa, Arthropoda, Insecta, Hymenoptera, Halictidae.
GCGAAAGAGAUACAGAAUCUAUGGAAUACAGAGUUGAAUCAGAGAGAUUUGUCUUUGUAUAAACUAUUAAAAUGCAAUUUAUGAAAGUUUAGAAGCGCAAUGUUUUUACAAAGUGCAAAAAUAGUCUCAUUCUAUGGGAAAAGAGCUGUAUUGUCUAGCAGUUCUUUUUUGAAAAUACCAAAACGCAAUGGUUAUAUAGUACUAGUUCCAGAAAUUGGAGAAGAUCUACCAGGGAAAUAUCCUUUACUUAAGGAGGAUACAACUCCAGAAUUCAAUAGCAUCACAAUAGAGAAAUGUAUAGCUGCUAUUGGAAGACAAGCUUUAGAGUUUGAAAAUGGAGUUAAAACCUUGGAGAAGAAAAUAGAAAAUGUUGAGAAUGUUUCUAUACAGAAUCUAUUCGAAAAUGUAUUAAACCCUUUGGAAGAAAUGUUCAUAUCGUUGAGUAUUACAUGGGGCAUUGCAAAAAUUUUGUAUCUAGGAAAUCAGAGUGUAAUGCCCACGCGAUAUUAUAUAGGUAUUCAUGAGCGUGCUAGGAAAGCUCUUGCUGCUAAAUAUGUUAGCCUACCAGUCUAUCAAGUAUGCAAGAACAUCAUAAACAACAAAGAAAUCGAAUUGACCAAUGAGCAGAGACGAAUUUUAUCAAAAUAUAUAUUGGAAGGAAAGCUGAAUGGACUAGAAUUGACUAAGAAAAAUAAAGAUAUACUGACAGAAUUGUCAUAUAUAAUAAUGAACAAGUGUAAAGAAUAUUCAGAAAAAUUACAGGUAGCUACAAAUCAGUUGAAAUUUACAAUAAAAGAUCAUGCAACUGUCAGGGACUUCCCGGAAGCAGUUUUAAAAACAAUGGUAAAAGAUGAAACACAAUUUAAUGUUGGCCCUUGGACAGUAACAUUAGAUCCUUCUAUUAUGAAUCCUUUUAUGGAAUAUUGUCCUGACCAUUCAUUGAGGUGGAAAGUUUGGGAAGCAGAUGUUACCAAGGGAUCUGUAUUGCAAGAAAAAUUAUUGCAGACAAGUACACUAUUAGAAGAAAUUCGAGAACAAAGGAAAAAGCGGGCGAAGGUUUUAGGGUAUAAAACAUAUGCUGAUUUAAGUAUGGAAACUAAGAUGGCUGGAAGUUUAGAAAAUAUUUAUAAUACGUUUGAUAUCUUAUUAGAGACAGCUCGUCCUGCUCAAGAAUAUGAAAUCAAAGAACUGAGUGCAUUUGCAAGAGAAUAUGGUUUUGAAAACAGAUUACAGCUUUGGGACAUACCAUUUUGGAGCAGAAAGCAGCUGUAUAGUGUGCAAAAAUACAGAGAAGAAGAUUUUAAACAAUCUUUUCCAUUGCCAAAAGUAUUAUUCGGGCUAUUUGAAAUAAUCGAAACGUUAUUUAACGUAAAAAUUGUUGAAAGUAAGAAGAAACCAGAUGUUUGGCACAAAGACGUUCGAUACUUUGAUAUCUUUGACCUCAAUGAAUCGAGUACCAAUCCUGUAGGAAGUUUCUAUUUAGACCCUUAUGCAAGAGGUGAUGAAAAAGUGAGAAUACCACAAGAUUCGGGUUACAUGGUGCCAAUAAAGGAUAGAAGCAAAGCAAGUGGAACAAAACCAUUAGUUGCUUUGAUAUUCAACUUUCAACCACCACUUGGCGAAGAACCUUCCUACCUUUCCUUCAAGGAUGUUAAAACCAUUUUUCGGAAGUUUGGACAUAUGUUACAACACACGUUAACAACGGUGGAGUAUGCAGAAAUAACUGGACUUACAAAUGUAGAAUGGGACGCAACAUUUAUCUCGGAUUACUUCUUUGAAAAUUUGUUGUAUGAACCGUCGCAUUUACAACGAAUCUCCUCCCAUCAAGAUACAAAGGAACCAUUAUCCAUGGAAAUGAUCCAAAUACUGAGAAACAUGAAAUUGCAUUUAGCUGGUUAUAAAUUAUGUAGGGAACUGUAUUUAUCACGAUUCGACUUAGAAUUGUACACUAGCGAAGAAUUUUGGCUUAACAUAAUGAAACGCUUGUGGGACAAACACUUUGUUAUUUCACGAAACAAGAUGGAUUGUCAUGUCUGUUCGUUCGAAAAGAUUUUUAGUGGAGAUUGGGCAGCUUCUUAUUACAGUGAUAUUUGGUCACAAAUGAUCGCAGCCGAUUUAUACAGUGCUUUUAACGAGACAUCUUCUAAUAACGAGAAUGCAAUGAAAGAAAUUGGAAGCAGAUAUCGUGCAACGUUUUUAGCUGUUGGAGGUAGUCAACCAAUGAGUGAAGUUUUCAGGAAAUUCAGAGGAAGAGACCCCAAUCCAAAGGCACUUUUGAGAAGUUUGGAAUUGAAUGUUAAAGCUAGUAUGAUACAAUCUAAUACUGAGCAGAAUUAA